GCAGGGCCACUUGGCUGGAGGUAGGACUCGGGCUUUUGUUGGCGGAGACGAACACGAUGACGGAGCUGACGGGCACAAGUGAGAGGGCUGCCGGGCUAGGAGGGUAUCGUUCUCUGGCAGAUGAAAUUAAUGCUACAGAUUGCCAUGUUCUCCUGGAGGCAGCUGCCAAAUAUUACUUCCAGAUCAGCCAGAAGCAUGGGGAUACAAGGGAGUACUUUUCUAGCCCCGAGGGAGAAAUGAUAAAAGUAGAUGAAACAAGUGUCCGGUACAUACCACUGUACAGAGAUGAUGACUCUGGGAAAAUGUUGGUUUUAGUAUGUUCCAAGACAGGAGAGUCAGUUGUUGCUGUUUAUCUGAAUGGAACUUGGUGGUCUGUAGAUGACAUCUUGAAAUCAUCUGACCCAUCAAAAGAAGGUCUGAUACAGGUCCAGACAUUUUGGGAAAGAAUUGCCCUCUUUGUUCUAAACUGUUUGGUGUGCGGGUUCUCAGAGGCAAAUGGACAUGAAGCCUGCUUCUUUCCACACGCCUCCAAGGAACUGGCUAAGAUCUACUGGUGCCAUGGAGAGGCAGUAGGAUUUUACACCUACAAAAACAAAGGAAACCUGUGUAAUCCCGGCACCAGUGAAUGUUAUCAGCUACCUGUCCUGGACACGGUAUUUGUCCGUAAGAACUGGAGAAGAUGUGGACUGGGGUCUAAAAUGCUACAAGAUUACAGCCUGGUGUUUUCCAGAGAAAGUGUUCUGGGUAUCAGCAGCCCAAUAUCCCCUGCCAUGUACACAGUCUGCCACAAAUUCCUGACCUGUAACCCCAAGGAUCAAGAUCGGUUUUGGGAAGUGGAAGCUCCUGGAUACUGGAGCCAACGUCUUAACAUUUGGUUGAAAAUUCAACUUGGAGAAGCCCCAGCAGUAAGAACAACGCAAAAGUCUUCCACUGACAGAGUUGGUGAGCACGAUAAGAGAGUCUCCAUUUCAGCAAUAAAACACCCCAGUGUUCCUGAUGAUAAAGAUCCUGAUGAAUCUUCCGAUGACUCGGAUGGGUCAGUUUCCUUGGGGAACCACCGAAAAAGGAAAAGUGUAAAAGAGAACGUGGAAGAGAUUCCAACAAAAUAUAUGAAAGCAACCUAAGGCUGUGAGAUAUAAGUACUUUUAAUUAACACAGUACUUUGUGCAAAGUGCAAUUUUUAUGUCCAAAUUUAAUUUUUUUUUUCAUACCUAAAAUGCAGCAUUUCCCCCCAGAAUUCUAGGUGCAUGCUUAGUGGCAUCUAUAACAUGUGCCAGAUUUGCAGCAGAUAUUUUUUUAGUGGGAAUGGCCUUGCUACUGCCACGAGGUUGGUGGUAGUUCCAGGGUUCCGCUAGUGCAUGUUUCGUGCAGUUGAGCAUAAUUCAUCAGAGCACAUUGGCACUUUUGGCAAAAAGCUAGGAGCAAGUAUCAGUGCAGUUCAGUACCUUGGUGAGUAGUUUCACUUUUUCAUCCAUUCUAAUGCCUUGUGCUGUCAUUUGUCUUUGAGCCCUAAAUUCUCUUGCAUUAGAUAUAUGCACUUUGUGAGGGGGAUUGGGUGCUGUUUUGUAUUGGCUGUUGGGAUGUAAGGCUUUAGAACUGCAAUACUUGGUCACUGAAUAACUAGGGGAAUGUCACUGUUAUGCUGCUAUUAUUCAGUGCACAUUUUAUUCAGUGCAUUAGGGACUUUAUUAAAGACGAUGAUCUGGUGAUAAUUAUGUAUUGUAAGCUUAACUACGGGUACAACCACUUUUAUUGAUUUUUGUGAAAAUUAGGAGAACAUUUAAUGGGGUGCACCAAAUCUAUUUUUUUAUGCUUCAUGCAGAAUCCUCCAGUAUAUGGGAGCUUCUACUGCCAAAUACAUUUUAUUGGACUCAUAUCUACCCUAUCCAUCCCCCAACAUGAAAAUCAUUUAGAGGCACGAGUUAGUGAACAGUAGGAGGCACAGGCUGCAUUAUGGCUUUGUCCUUACCACGUUAUGGUUGGAUAAUAAAGACAAGCUCCACUGCACCUCCUGAUGCUGGACGCUGCUUCGUGCACUGGAUUUUUAAUCUGACACAAGGAGCAAAGUGCCUCAUUUUCUGAGGAGCAAGUGCUUGUUAAACUGAGCACUAUGGAGAGCGCUUUUGCUUAUACAAUAUCAUUGUGCUGUAUGUGUGUGUGUCUGUGUGGGGUAAUUAUCUGUGGUCAGAAUACCUCAAAUUACAUAGAUCUAAUCAGUUGCAAGAUAUCUCAUUUAAUUCAAUCUUGAUUUGGUGAAUAUACAAUUUUAUAGGUUUGGAAGAAAAUUAGAAGACUUUACACAGGAGUAAUAUUAAUGGUUAAAGUUAUGCAUGGAUGGGGUGUUGAGAUAAAGUUCUAAUAUACUGUAGUGUUAAAAGCAAUGAAUGGAAAGGUUUGCAUAGUUGUUUUCAUUAAAGGAGAUGGAAAGGCUUAGUGCACUUGGGGGUGCCAAAUGUUAGGCACCCCCAUG
Molecule: messenger RNA, 2470 nt
Organism: Xenopus laevis (African clawed frog)
Lineage: Eukaryota; Metazoa; Chordata; Amphibia; Anura; Pipidae
Gene: fam169b.L
Product: protein FAM169B
Exons: 8
Coding region: 57-1124 (355 amino acids)
Source: RefSeq, a predicted model, not a curated record